Messenger RNA from Sorex araneus (European shrew), 1064 nucleotides. It is a transcript of the gene CAVIN3, whose product is annotated as caveolae associated protein 3. The transcript is spliced from 2 exons. The record is from RefSeq and is a predicted model, not a curated record. NCBI's taxonomy places the organism in Eukaryota, Metazoa, Chordata, Mammalia, Eulipotyphla, Soricidae. Gene Ontology annotation, molecular function: protein kinase C binding. Gene Ontology annotation, cellular component: caveola; cytoplasm. The coding region runs from base 81 to 875 and encodes 264 amino acids.
GGGUGGAGCCGGGGAAAGGCGGCCCCAGGCCAGAGCGCAGCCAGCGGCCGAGGGAAGAGCAGGCAGGGCUGUCGGGGAUCAUGGGGGAGAGCGCGUUGGAGCCGGGGCCUGUGCCCGGAUCGCCGGCGGCGGGAGGCCCCGUGCACGCCGUGACGGUGGUGACCCUGCUGGAGAAGCUGGCCAGCAUGCUGGACGGGCUGCAGGAGCGGCUGGGUGGCCUGGCACGGAGGCAGGGAGGGCUGGCGGGCUCGGUGCUCCGCAUCCAGAAAGGCCUGGGCGAGCUGAGCAGCAGCCACGACCGGACGAGCAACAGGCUGGAGCAGCUGCUCAGCAAGACGGAGCGCGUGGGCUCGCACGCCGAUGUGGCCCAGGAGCGCGCAGUGCUCCGCGCCGCCCAGAUGCAGCGGCUGGAGGCCAACCACGGGCUGCUGGUGGCCCGCGGGAAGGUCCGUGUCCUGCUCUUCAAGGAGGAGGCGGAGAUCCCAGCUAGCGCCUUCCAGAAAGGGCCCGAGCCCCUCGGCCCUGUGGACCCGUCAGAGCCCAGCCCAGAACAGCCGGAGGCCGAAGGCGGGGAGAGCUCCGACGAGGAGCCAGUGGAGUCCAGGGCCCAGCGGCUGCGGCGCUCCGGGUUGCAGAAGGUCCAGAGUUUGCGAAGGGCCCUUUCGAGCCGGAAGGGCCCUGCCGCACCCACGCCCGCCAAGCCACCUCGCCUUGGGCCCGUCCGCAGCGCUGAAGGCCAGCCCGACGGCCAGCCCGAAGCAGCCCCGGCGCUGGAGCCCACAGCAGAGUCAGAGCCGCCGCAGAACACCGAGGAAGAUCCCGGGAGACCCGGGGCUGCAGAGGCGGCUGUGCUCCAAAUAGAGAGUACCGCCUGAUGGCCGGUGCCCCCUUGGUUCGCUUCUCCCAAAAUAAAUCCUCCACCGCAUGCAGCAUUUACGCCCAAAUAAGGAGUGACUCCUGCUUCCACUGCCUCUGGCUUCUGCUCUCAGCUCCUUCAGCCUAGCACCCUGUGCUGUCUCACACUUCGGUGUUGCAGCCACCAUCAAUAAAAGUGGUUUCGUCUA